Molecule: messenger RNA, 1538 nt
Organism: Chelmon rostratus (copperband butterflyfish)
Lineage: Eukaryota; Metazoa; Chordata; Actinopteri; Chaetodontiformes; Chaetodontidae
Product: low affinity immunoglobulin gamma Fc region receptor III-like
Exons: 6
Coding region: 54-857 (267 amino acids)
Biological process (GO): cell surface receptor signaling pathway
Molecular function (GO): transmembrane signaling receptor activity
Source: RefSeq, a predicted model, not a curated record
UGGUGAGGGCCACUCAAACAGCUCAGUCCUUUUCUCAUUAUCAGCGAGACAGGAUGAAGAGCUUUGUGUUGUAUCUCAGCCUCUGUGUGUUUCAUACACUUGUCUUAUCUGAUGCCAAAAGAGAAGUCUCUAUUCGAGUUAGUCCCAGCAGAUCUCAGUUCCUCCAGUAUGAGAGCGUCUCUCUGAGCUGUGAGGUCUCAGCCGGAGGCGGUCGGCUAAAGAGGAAUACAACCAGCAGAGGAACUGAGUCCUGCCCGUACAGCUGGGGAAACCUGGACCGAUCAACCUGCACCAUUGACACACUGUACCCCUCAGAUACUGGAUUCUACUGGUGCGAGUCCAGUUCAGGAGCACAAAGCGAGGUUGUGCACAUCAAAGUUACAGGUGGCUCGGUGAUCCUGGAGAGUCCGGUCCUUCCUGUGAUGGAGGGGGACGCUGUGACUCUGCGCUGUACAAACAGGAAGUCUUCCUCCUCCAGUCCCACAGCAGAUUUCUACAAAGACGGGCUUCUCAUCAGGAGCAGCUCCACAGGAAACAUGACCAUCCACAGUGUUUCUGAGUCUGAUGAAGGACUCUACAUGUGUAACAUCUCUGGAGCUGGACAGUCACCAGACAGCUGGCUGGAGGUCAGAGUUUCAGACUCAGCACGUUCAGGUUCUCCUGCAGCCCCCGUGAUGUCCGUCUCCAGACUGAUAUGUCAUGUCUUCGUCGGGUCUCCUUACCUGCUGUCCACCAUCCUACUAGGUCUCAUAUACAGAGACAACAGAAGAGGUGAGAGCAGCAUUUGGCCUGCUCAGCAUCUCAAAGAGUUGCAGAGGACAGAGGCCACAAUGUCAUCAUUGAGGUGGACUAAAUGAGAAGACCGCAUGAUAUUGAUUAUUAUGUUUAUGUAUGUCUGUAUUACAUUUAUGUGUUAGUGUAUAUGUGUUAUUCACUGUGAGGGGGCUUAGUACACCCAGAACUAGUAAAUCUUAUCUAACCUGGACAUAAGUUUUUAACUGCUUAAAUGGGAUUUGGCCUCUUUGAUUAAUUGUCCUAUUUCCCAGCUGCUUUUGAACGCACCAUCCAGUGCGCUGUCCGCGGUGCUGAAAAGCGCGUCGGUUCCGUUUGGCUCCUCUUUCUCUUCUCUCUCAUUGCUUACUCAGAUGUUCCGUCUCGAGCCCUCACAUGUGAUCACGUGAACAUUUAAUUUCAGUAAUAGGUCUCAAAAAGCAGCACGAGUGUCUAGAUCGCGGCUCGCAGGCUCGUACGUGGCAACGUACGUGGUAACGUCACACAAAACGCUAUGUUCCCCGCCGCGCCUGCCGAAGAUCGUUUGUGUCUGUCAGAUGGAGACCUAGACGUUUUUCUGGCCUGGAGAAACACCGCGGGAGAUGAGCACAACGUUGCCACAGCAACAGACCUGAAACAAAAGAAGACGAAGAAGAAAACAGAAUGAGCUCACAGUUGACUUACAGCUACCUUGUCCUGCAUUCAAAACCUUACUGUAAAAGUAAAAGUAAGUAAAAGUAGUAAAAGUAUGUAUAUUAUCAGCAAAA